Aspergillus thermomutatus is the source of this 1554-nucleotide messenger RNA. Its product is annotated as MFS transporter. The record is from RefSeq and is a predicted model, not a curated record. Gene Ontology annotation, biological process: transmembrane transport. Gene Ontology annotation, molecular function: transmembrane transporter activity. The transcript has a single exon. The coding region runs from base 1 to 1554 and encodes 517 amino acids. NCBI's taxonomy places the organism in Eukaryota, Fungi, Ascomycota, Eurotiomycetes, Eurotiales, Aspergillaceae.
AUGCUCUUCAUCUCCUUCGAUCUGAUUUCUUCUAAGAUGAGCAAUAAGAACCCAAGCGCCUCCGACGAGGGGAUCGCGCCUCUGCCUGGGAAGGAAGACCUCGAAGCAGCCCAAGCAACAAUCCCAACCGAGCCGUCUCUCGACGCCGAAGCCAACAAAGACCCGGAUCUCGUCGCAUGGAGCGGGCCAGAUGAUCCUGAGAACCCCAAAAACUGGCCCAACGCCUUGAAGUGGAAGAACACCUGGACCGUCUCCCUCUUCGUCUUCAUCUCGCCCGUCUCAUCAUCCAUGAUCGCCCCCGCCAUGCAAGAUCUCGGCGAGUCCCUGGGGAUGCGCACCGAGAUUGAGGUGUACCUCUCCAUGGCCAUCUUCAUCCUCGCCUACGCCAUCGGCCCCAUCUUCUUCGGUCCUGCUUCCGAGCUCUACGGUCGUGUGCGUCUGCUUCAGGUCAGCAACGCCUGGUACCUAGCCUGGAAUCUGGGAUGCGGUUUCGCCCAGACCAAGGCCCAGCUCUUUGCGUUUCGCUUUCUUGCGGGAAUUGGUGGCAGCGCGCCGCUGGCAAUUGGAGGAGGCGCCAUCAGCGACAUGUGGAGCGCCGAAGAACGCGGCAAGGCCAUGGGCGUCUACACUCUUGGGCCGCUCCUUGGGCCCGUCGUCGGACCCAUUGCCGGCGGCUUCAUUGCCCAGUACUCGACAUGGCGCUGGGUCUUUUGGGCAACCUCCGCCGCUGCCGUUGGCGUCCAGGGCGUCGGAUUCAUCUGGCUGCGGGAGUGUCACCCGGCCACGCUCCUACGCAAGCGACGCGACCGUCUCGUCAAGGAGACGAGCAACAAGAAUCUGCAUAUCGAAGAGAAGGUGGAGACCCUCACCUAUAAGCUUCUCCAUGCCUUUGAGCGACCGGUGCUCCUGUUCACGACACAGCCCAUCGUCUUCUGCAUGGCCAUCUACAUGGCCUACCUGUUUGGAAUGACGUACCUCAUGUUGGCGACGUUCCCAGAAAUCUGGACCGUAGUCUACCACGAGAGCUCCAGCAUCGGCGGGCUCAACUACCUCUCCAUCGCCAUCGGGUCAUUCGCCGGCCUCUUCUUCAACCUCAAGCUUGUCGACCGCAUCUACAAGACCCUCAAAGCGCGGAACAACAACGUCGGCAAGCCAGAGCUCCGCAUGCCGUCGCUAGCCGUCGGCUCCGUCAUCAGCACCAUCGGCCUCUUCUGGUACGGCUGGAGCAUCGGGCACACGCACUGGAUCAUGCCCAACAUCGGUGCUCUGAUCUUCACCGCGGGCACAAUCUCCUGCCUGCAGGGCAUGCAGAUGUACAUUGUCGACAGCUACCAAACCUACGCCGCCAGCGCCAUGGCGGCCUGCGCGAUCCUUCGCAGUCUGGCGGGCUUCGGCUUCCCGCUCUUCGCUCCGUACAUGUACCGAUCUCUGGGCUAUGCAUGGGGGACCAGCGUGCUGGCAUUCGUCACUAUGGGGGUUGGCUGGGUGGCGCCUUUUGCGUUUUGGCAUUUUGGGCCUAAGCUCCGUGCCAUUUCCAGGUACGCCGCUGGCUAA